AUGCAUAUCUCAUCCAUUGUGCUGUUUGCCGGCGCUGUUUCGGCAGCUCUUGUGCAGCCCAGCCACAACAUGGCUGCCAUGGCUCUUCAAAAGCUGCAGAGCCGACAAUUGAACCUCUGCAAGCCCAUCAGGCGACCAUAUAGCUGCGCGAAGUCUUGUGGCGAAGGCUAUGAGGAAUGCGGAAGUUUCCCUCAUUGUUAUAACCCUACCGUAGGCGAAUCAUGCUGCACAAACGGAAAAUACUGCCCCAAAGGGACCUUCUGUACAGAUUCCGGUUGUUGUCCCGAGGGCAGCUCUCUUGCAGAUUGCAAUGCUACUGAAAGUCUGACCGCUCCUCCCACCACGAGCCCGACAACUCCGGCUGGGGAUGACAACGAUGUCUCAUCCAGCUCGUCCACUACUUCUGAUGCUUUCAGCCUCCCCACCCCGACUCUCCCAUCAUUCACUCUGCCAGGUGGCUCCGAAGCCACCGCAACAGAGCCCCUUACAAAUCCUACCGGUGCGGCUAACAAGCUCGGAGGGCAAGCUGUGUUAAUUGGUGCGGGUCUUGGGCUGUUGGCAGUCCUUUAA
This is a messenger RNA of Paracoccidioides brasiliensis Pb18, 570 nucleotides long. RefSeq lists its product as uncharacterized. The coding region runs from base 1 to 570 and encodes 189 amino acids. The record is from RefSeq and is a predicted model, not a curated record. The transcript is spliced from 2 exons.